Messenger RNA from Trematosphaeria pertusa, 715 nucleotides. RefSeq lists its product as uncharacterized. The coding region runs from base 153 to 632 and encodes 159 amino acids. The transcript has 3 exons. Lineage: Eukaryota; Fungi; Ascomycota; Dothideomycetes; Pleosporales; Trematosphaeriaceae. The record is from RefSeq and is a predicted model, not a curated record.
CAAGAGGCCGAUAGCUUCAAUUUCUUCGAAGCACGGCGUCACAUGCACAGUUCAGCAAGAUGUCAUUGUUGAAGUCGGCCGUGGACCGUGCGAGUCGCGGUUGUUCGCGCUCCCUUCCUAUCUAGUGCCCUUAAAGAUCUGCGACUUGCUCUAUGCCUGCUACGAAAUGUGGUCCGGAAAGGACGCUACAAUGCAUGGGCGUCUGCUGCACCUGGCUGUUCGGAGAUGGUGGACUGAUACGCCGCAUUGACUUCUGCUGUCUUUGCAUGCGGCGGGGUCGAAUUAUUCAGGCCUGGAGUCACUUCUGUGGCACAGUGUUUGUCUCUCCUAGCGCCUGCCCUUGCGACUCGCUAUCGCGCUUUCCUUCCUUGGCUUGGACGACUGCUCGUCUCCAACGCGAGACACUUGCUACUUUCACCCCCCGAAUCGCGGCUGGUACUGGGCAUUUGUACGCCCCCUUGCGCUCUUCCAUACCAACUCUUUCAAUUUUGGCGCGCUGCUGGAGGCCGCACGCACGCUGCGUUGACCGGCGAGGCUGUUUUGUGAACCGCAGUAGCGCUACUUCUCGGAUUGAGCUGGCGCUCCUUCUACCACCUCUUUCUCUCUCACACUCACUCGCAGUCGCUCGUUAGCUUUUCGUCGUAGAGAUAGAACAUGCCGCUCUCCGCCAUUUCACCCUAUGCGAAGGGCUCUUAAGCUGCCGCAACCCCGCCCC